This is a messenger RNA of Sinocyclocheilus anshuiensis, 1236 nucleotides long. Its product is annotated as serine/threonine-protein kinase PAK 7-like. The record is from RefSeq and is a predicted model, not a curated record. NCBI's taxonomy places the organism in Eukaryota, Metazoa, Chordata, Actinopteri, Cypriniformes, Cyprinidae. The transcript has 6 exons. Gene Ontology annotation, biological process: protein phosphorylation. Gene Ontology annotation, molecular function: protein kinase activity; ATP binding. The coding region runs from base 28 to 696 and encodes 222 amino acids.
GAACUUCUGUUCAACGAGGUGGUAAUCAUGAGAGACUACCAUCACGAGAAUGUGGUCGACAUGUACAACAGUUAUCUGGUCAGUGAUGAACUCUGGGUAGUGAUGGAGUUCCUGGAGGGCGGAGCCUUGACUGACAUCGUCACUAACACCAGGAUGAAUGAGGAGCAGAUCGCCACCGUCUGUCUGUCGGUGCUGAAGGCGCUGUCUUACCUGCACACGCAGGGCGUCAUACACCGAGACAUCAAGAGCGACUCCAUCCUGCUCACCAGCGACGGAAGGAUCAAGCUCUCGGAUUUCGGCUUCUGUGCUCAAGUGUCUAAAGAGGUUCCCAAGAGGAAGUCUCUGGUGGGAACGCCGUACUGGAUGGCGCCGGAGGUCAUCUCCAGGCUGCCCUACGGCACUGAGGUGGACAUCUGGUCUCUGGGCAUCAUGGUGAUCGAGAUGGUGGACGGAGAGCCACCGUACUUCAACGAGCCGCCACUGCAGGCCAUGAGACGGAUACGAGACAACCUGCCGCCGCGACUCAAGGAGUCGCACAAGGUGUCGUCGGUUCUGCGGGCGCUCCUGGAGCUGAUGCUGGUGCGAGAGCCGUCGCAGCGGGCCUCGGCGCUGGAACUGCUGCAGCACUCGUUCCUGAAGCUGUCGGGCCCGCCGGCCUGCAUCAUUCCUCUGAUGCGCCACUACCGCCACCGCUGAGCGCUCAGAGUCAGAGCGUUUCAUCCACAACCAGACUGACGUCUUCUCACGCUAACUAUGAAGAUAUAUUUUAGAGCAAUUGUAAGUUUUACUUGUACAGUUUUGAUAAAUGGCAGUAUUUUUGUUGUGACGUCACCAUGGUGAAAUGGGCAGUAUUACCUAGAACUGAGAGUUUCUGCAAAAUAACAAUAACUAAUAAUAAUAAACUUUCCUACUGUUUAUAUUUCGUUUUUUUUGAAGAUGGCUGUUGCAGACAGAUGAAGCCCAAUAUAUUUAUUUAUUCUACGUUUGUAGGUCGCGCCAGAGUUUUCUACGCUGGUUUCGUUCUGGUUUUCAGUAGUGUGGCCUUCUCACGCUCACUCUCUAGCAAUAUUCGGCACAAUCCUCGCGUGUUUUCUCGUGGCGUCUCACCCGUGUCUCCUGGCUCACUGCGAUCUGGAAAUGUGUUUCUGUAGGACUCUUCAGAUCUGCUGUCGCGUGGCUUUUGUACGGUGAUCCUGCAUGUGUGUCACUAAGAGCUGCUUUCAAUAAAAAACCUCA